UCUGAUUGACGUGCAAAGGAGGAGUUUUAACAGUUAAGAUAAGAAGGAACAUUACUUCGUAUAAUAAGCAAAUAUGUCUUCCAACUGCAGUAUUCGUGAAAGAUGAUUUUGAAAGGAUUGGUACUUGUCACAAUAUUCUUUGCUGCAAGAAUGGACGUGCAAUGCUUUAUCCUGUGUGAAAUGCCCAACUGUACACACGUUGAGCACAGUCCGGUGUGCGGGACAAACCAGAUUACUUACAACAACUCCUGUCUACUAGAAAGGCAAAGCACUGAGAAUAUUUGUCUCAAAGGAGAUUUUAACCCAAUAGUCAAAGUUUAUGAUGGGCCCUGCAAGAAACACGACAGUACAACGUCUGGGUCUGUUAUCACCUGAGUAUUAAUACCAUAUCAAGACGACUCUCAAAUCAAUCUGAGAUGAAUUACAAUGUUGUUCCGUUGAAAUACUUCUUGGAAAUUAUUUCAGUACAGAUAUGAUGUUUGAAAUGUUAUUUUCGAUCGACGAACAUGGGUGCGCUUUAGGAUGUUUAUGUUACCACGGGUUGUUGCGCUUGCAAUAAGAUAACGAAUAUACCGGGCCUGACUUGUGAAACUGUUUGUCUUUGUCAUAUUUGUAUUUGCUUGUUGUUCUUGCUUUGUUAUUUUGUACUUUUGAUAAAGAUAUUUAACAUGU
Mya arenaria is the source of this 672-nucleotide messenger RNA. RefSeq names its product serine protease inhibitor dipetalogastin-like. Lineage: Eukaryota; Metazoa; Mollusca; Bivalvia; Myida; Myidae. The transcript has 3 exons. Gene Ontology annotation, molecular function: protein binding. The record is from RefSeq and is a predicted model, not a curated record. The coding region runs from base 103 to 375 and encodes 90 amino acids.